ACAAACAUCUGAGUUGCUAUUGGUUUUCAUAUAAUUUUACGCUUCUCUGGAAACCACACUCUAGUUAAAACCAAAAUCUACAAUGUUCCUAUUUAUAUUUUGUUUUCUCUCAAGAGUCCAAAUUGUACCGUUACACCGCCAAAAGCAAGAGGAGAGAUAUGGGUUCCGACUCUCAUACCGCAGUUCCUUUGCUAGAAUCUUCCCCAUCAACGGGAACAGCUUCUGCAGUUCAAACCUUUGGGAAUAUUAUUGUUUCUAUAGUUGGCACUGGUAUUUUAGGCCUCCCUUUCGCUUUUAGAAUUGCUGGUUGGCUUGCUGGAUCGAUUGGUGUUAUUGUAGCUGGAAUUGCCACCUAUUACUGUAUGCUUCUACUGGUUCAAUGCAGAGACAAAAAGGCAUCCCAAGAAUUAACACAAGAAACAAAAACAUAUGGUGAUUUGGGUUACAAGUGCUUGGGUAAUGCAGGCAGGUUCUUAACAGAAUUUCUGAUUUUUGCAUCCCAAUGUGGAGGAUCAGUAGCAUACUUAGUCUUCAUUGGCCAAAACCUCUCUUCCAUAUUUAAACAUGGCAUUACUGCCUCAUCCUUCAUAUUCUUGUUAGUCCCCAUUGAAAUUGCUCUGUCUUGGAUUGGUUCUUUAUCUUCUUUAGCUCCUUUCAGCAUUUUUGCAGAUGUAUGCAAUUUCUUAGCAAUGGCAAUAGUGGUUAAAGAGGAAGUAGAAAAGUUGUUAAGUGGUGAAUUUAAGUUUAGUGAUAGAGUUGCAGUCACUUCUAAGAUAGGAGGAAUGCCAUUUGCUGGUGGGAUGGCAGUUUUUUGUUUUGAAGGAUUUGGAAUGACUUUGGCAUUGGAGGCAUCAUUGAAAGAGAGACAGAAAUUCCCAAUCUUAUUAGCCAAGGCUUUCACUGCGAUUACUCUUGUCUAUGUGUUGUUUGGAUUUUCUGGUUAUAUGGCUUAUGGCGAUCAAACUAAAGAUAUCAUCACUCUCAAUUUGCCCUACAAUUGGUCUACCAUUGUGGUUCAGAUUGGAUUGUGCCUGGGACUAGCGUUCACAUUUCCCAUGAUGGUGCACCCAGUUCAUGAAAUUGUAGAGGGGAAGCUGGUAAACAGUGAAUGGUAUCAAAACCUCUGUUAUAAUAAUGAUGAAACUUCAACAAGGAUUGGUAAAUUUGGAAGAUAUGCAAGUCGCGCAGUUUUGAUUGGUGUUUUGGCAGUCUUGGCAUCAUUUGUUCCUGAAUUUGGUGUAUUUGCCUCACUUGUGGGAAGUACAGUGUGUGCAAUGAUCUCAUUUGUUCUGCCAGCCACAUUUCAUCUGAUAUUACUAGGUCCUUCUUUGAAUUUUUGGCAGAGAGCCUUGGAUUAUUGCAUUCUGAUAUGUGGAUUGCUAUUUGCUUGUUAUGGCACUUACAACACCAUAGUUGGUGUUUGAAAAAUUUUGGGUUGAAUUCUGUUUUUGGCUGUAACUACAAGUAAUAGCUGCAUGGAAAACAUAUGAUUAGAAACAGGAAGAGAAGAGAUAUCUCCAGAAAUUGCACAUUUGGAUACUCAAAAUAUUAUCAACUGGCUUUGUAUUUUUCAUAGCGACUAUAGUUAGUUUUUUAGUUCAGUCAAAUAUUUCAGAGUUCUUCUGAGCAUUCUCUUCUCUUUAAUUUGUUCCUGUAUUCUUUAGGAAUAUCAUUGG
This is a messenger RNA of Jatropha curcas, 1676 nucleotides long. RefSeq names its product aromatic and neutral transporter 1 (gene ANT1). The record is from RefSeq and is a predicted model, not a curated record. Lineage: Eukaryota; Viridiplantae; Streptophyta; Magnoliopsida; Malpighiales; Euphorbiaceae. Gene Ontology annotation, molecular function: L-amino acid transmembrane transporter activity. Gene Ontology annotation, cellular component: vacuolar membrane. Gene Ontology annotation, biological process: amino acid transmembrane transport.